AUGCAGGGAUCACCUACAUGCCCUCACUCCACAGGAUCCAGCUCUAUAAAGGGAUCACUUACAUGCCCUCACCCUACAGGAUCCAGCUCUUUGCAGGGAUCACCUACAAACCCUCACCCCACAGGAUCCAGCUCUAUAAAGGGAUCACUUACAUGCCCUCACCCCACACGAUCCACCUCUAUGCAGGGAUCACCCACAUGCCCUCACCCCACAGGAUCCAGCUCUAUAAAGGGAUCACUUACAUGCCCUCACCCCACAGGAUCCAGCUCUAUAAAGGAAUCACUUACAUGCCCUCACCCCACAGGAUCCAGCUCUAUGCAGGGAUCACCUACAUGCCCUCACCCCACAGGAUCCAGCUCUAUGCAGGGAUCACCUACAUGCCCUCUCACCACAGGAUCCAGCUCCAUAAAGGGAUCACUUACAUGCCCUCACCCCGCAGUAUCCAGCUCUAUGCAGGGAUCACCCACAUGCCCUCACCCCACAGGAUCCAGCUCUAUACAGGGAUCACCUACAUGCCCUCACCCCACAGGAUCCAGCUCUAUAAAGGGAUCGCUUACAUGCCCUCACCCCGCAGGAUCCAGCUCUAUGCAGGGAUCACCUACAUGCCCUCACCCCACAGGAACCAGCUCUAUAAAGGGAUCACCUACAUGCCCUCACCCCACAGGAUCCAGCUCUAUGCAGGGAUCACUUACAUGCCCUCACCUCACAGGAUCCAGCUCUUUGCAGGGAUCACCUACAUGCCCUCACCCCACAGGAUCCAGCUCUAUAAAGGCAUCACUUACAUGA
Molecule: messenger RNA, 786 nt
Organism: Schistocerca nitens (vagrant locust)
Lineage: Eukaryota; Metazoa; Arthropoda; Insecta; Orthoptera; Acrididae
Product: collagen alpha-5(IV) chain-like
Exons: 1
Coding region: 1-786 (261 amino acids)
Source: RefSeq, a predicted model, not a curated record